AUGUUUUUUUAAGUAAUUAGUGAGUAGUCUAUAAAAAUGAAUUCUGAUAGCAACACGUUAAAAAAAUCAAAAGCUUUUAUUCAUGAAGAAAUAGAGUUACUCCAAGAUUUGGUUUUAAAAUACCAAGAAGUUUUAUUGAAAAAAAAAAGUGAUUCUUAUACAGUAGCUACAAAGCAAAAAAUAUGGAAGAAAAUCGAAGUGGAAUUUAAUGCUCAAGCACUGUUUACAAAUCGUACAGCUGAUCAAUUAAAGAAAAGGUGGGACAAUAUGUUGCAACACCGAAAGAAAAUGUUAACGGAAGAGAAACAAGAGAGAAGGAAAACUGGAGGAGGCACUACAAAAGUUAUUACCGAACAAUCUGAAAUUGAUAUUUUAUUAGAUAAAAAUAUUGAUAUUGCGCUUGAGUCGGUCCCAGAUUCUGAUAGUUUUCCUAUACACAUGACAUCACCAGAACUUUUUUAUAAUGAAAAUAAUGAAGUGACAAAUACAGUAGAUAAUAAUUUCAUAGGUAUUAUAAAUUAUUAUUAUUAUUAGGUGCAUUAGAUUCACUAGUAUCCGCUAGUAUCAAAUAAUUAUUAAAAUAAUUUUUAGAUGAAACUAUUGAAGAAAAAGAAACAACUAUUGAGGCAUUCACAUUCAAAUCAAAGCCAAAGCAAACAAAACAAUUUAAAAAAUCAGGGUAGUAGAGAAUUUUAAUUAAAUUAUGUUUCAUUUCAUAUCAAACUUAUAAGAGUAUUACAUUAAUGUAUAAAAAAAUCUUGUUGAAAAAAAAGUAGUCAAUUUAAUAAAAACCCAAGUAGGUACAACAAUUUACUUAUGAAAUAAUGAUCUCUAUUGGUUUAGAUGAUUUUUCAAUUAAAAAAGUCAGUUAUCUGGAGUCAGAAUCUGCACUGCGAAUAAAGAGAUUAAAUAAUUUAAUAAAACAAGAGACUGAGUUAUUUGAGUUAGAAAAAAAAGAAAAACAUCUU
Molecule: messenger RNA, 968 nt
Organism: Myzus persicae (green peach aphid)
Lineage: Eukaryota; Metazoa; Arthropoda; Insecta; Hemiptera; Aphididae
Product: myb/SANT-like DNA-binding domain-containing protein 3
Exons: 2
Coding region: 37-534 (165 amino acids)
Source: RefSeq, a predicted model, not a curated record